GGGGCGGCCAAUGCGCAACUGGCUGGUGCUGCUGUGCCCGUGUGCGCUCGCGGCCGCGCUGCACCUCUGGCUGCGGCUGCGCUCCCCGCCGCCCGCCCGCGCCUCCGGGGACGGCCUGGCAGAUCAGUUGACCUCAUUUCCUCAGUGGAAAUCUGAUCAUUAUGAUGUGGUAGUUGGAGUCUUGUCAGCUCGCAAUAACCAUGAACUUCGAAAUGUAAUAAGAAGCACCUGGCUGAAGCAUUUAGCACAACAUCCAACAUUAAGUAAACGUGUGCUUGUGAAGUUCAUCAUAGGUGCGCAUGGCUGUGCAGUGCCUGUGGAAGAUAGGGAAGAUCCAUAUUCUUGCAAACUACUCAACAUCACAAAUCCAGUUCUGAAUCAGGAAAUUGAAGCAUUCAGUCUUUCUGAAGAUACUUCAUCAGGGCUUUCUGAGGACCGAGUUGUCAGUGUGAGCUUCAGAGUUCUCUACCCAAUUGUCAUUACCAGUCUUGGAGUGUUUUCUGAUGCUAAUAAUGUGGGUUUCCAGAGGAACAUUACUGUCAAACUUUAUCAGGCAGAACAGGAGGAGGCCCUCUUUAUUGCUCGUUUUAGUCCUCCGAGCUGUGGCGUGCAGGUGAACAAGUUGUGGUACAAGCCUGUGGAGCAGUUCAUCUUACCAGAGAGCUUUGAAGGUACCAUUGUGUGGGAGAGCCAAGAUCUCCAAGGCCUGCUGUCAAGAAAUCUCCACCAAGUGACAGUAAAUGAUGGAGGUGGAGUUCUCAGAGUCAUUACAGCUGGAGAGGGUGCAUUGCCUCAUGAAUUCAUGGAAGGCGUGGAGGGAGUUGCAGGUGGCUUUAUUUAUACUAUUCAGGAAGGUGAUGCUCUCUUAGAAAACCUUCAUUCUCGUCCUCAAAGACUUAGUGAUCAUAUAAGUAAUCUUCAAAAGGAAGAUGCCUUACUGAAGGAGGAAAGCUGCAUCUAUGAUGAUAUUGUUUUUGUGGAUGUUAUUGACACUUACCGAAAUGUUCCUGCAAAAUUAUUGAACUUCUAUAGAUGGAUUGUGGAAACAGCCAGCUUUGAUUUAUUGCUAAAGACAGAUGACGACUGUUAUAUUGACAUAGAAGCUAUAUUUCAUAGAAUUGCCCACAGGAAUCUAGAAGGGCCUAAUUUUUGGUGGGGAAAUUUCAGAUUGAAUUGGGCUGUUGACCGAAGUGGAAAGUGGCAGGAAUUGGAGUAUCCUAGUCCUGCUUACCCAGCCUUUGCAUGUGGGUCAGGGUAUAUGAUCUCCAGAGACAUUGUCCACUGGCUGGCCAGAAACUCAGGGAGAUUAAAGACUUAUCAGGGUGAAGAUGUGAGUAUGGGCAUUUGGAUGGCAGCCAUAGGACCUAAAAGAUACCAGGACAGUCUCUGGCUGUGUGAGAAGACUUGUGAAACAGGAAUGUUGUCUUCACCUCAGUAUUCUCCACAGGAACUGAUAGAUCUAUGGAAACUGAAGGAAUCAUGCGGUGAUCCUUGUCAGUGUGAAGCAAAAUGAUGAUUUUAAGUGGUAGUGUUUAAACAUCAGGGUAGGUAAAUGAUAAUUUGAGCAGAGGUCUGCAGAAAGCCCACUGAUUGACAAUAGAACAUAUCUCAUCACAGUUCUGGCCUGGCACUAUCACCUACAACCAAUGUGGUAUUUAGUGUCUGCACAGAUUUUCCUUUUGAAAAAUCUUAUAGCAUAAGAAAAAUUAUUUCAUCCUGGAAGAUAGCUGAAAAAUACCAAGUUAAGAAAACAAAAUAUUUCUCAAUAUUGAUGCAUUGUUUCCAGGUAAAUUGUUUCCUUUUUUUUUUUUUUAUUUAAAAUUUGGCCAAGUAACAGAAGGUUUGAAAGAAACAGAGUUACAGAAUAGCUCUGUAUACAUAAUUAAGGGGCCAGAGCAAUAUUACAGUGGGAAGGUGCUUGCCUUGCAUGCAGCCAACCCAUGAUUGAUCGCCAGUACUCCAUAUGACUCCGAGUACUGCCAGGUGUGGCCCCAAAACAAAA
Suncus etruscus (white-toothed pygmy shrew) is the source of this 2002-nucleotide messenger RNA. RefSeq names its product beta-1,3-N-acetylgalactosaminyltransferase 2 (gene B3GALNT2). The coding region runs from base 11 to 1513 and encodes 500 amino acids. Gene Ontology annotation, cellular component: membrane. The transcript has 12 exons. Lineage: Eukaryota; Metazoa; Chordata; Mammalia; Eulipotyphla; Soricidae. The record is from RefSeq and is a predicted model, not a curated record. Gene Ontology annotation, molecular function: hexosyltransferase activity.